Molecule: messenger RNA, 1857 nt
Organism: Bufo gargarizans (Asiatic toad)
Lineage: Eukaryota; Metazoa; Chordata; Amphibia; Anura; Bufonidae
Gene: FARSB
Product: phenylalanyl-tRNA synthetase subunit beta
Exons: 17
Coding region: 81-1850 (589 amino acids)
Biological process (GO): phenylalanyl-tRNA aminoacylation
Cellular component (GO): cytoplasm; phenylalanine-tRNA ligase complex
Molecular function (GO): phenylalanine-tRNA ligase activity; RNA binding; magnesium ion binding
Source: RefSeq, a predicted model, not a curated record
CCGCGGACAGACCGGUGAGGGGAAGUUUACUCUCCUGGCUCUGAGGUCCUUCUCUAUGCCGGUGCUGCUGCUGCUGAACCAUGCCGACUGUCAGUGUGAAGAGAGACCUGCUGUACCAGGCCCUGGGCCGGACAUACACUGAUGAAGAGUUUGAUGAGCUCUGCUUUGAAUUUGGAUUGGAGUUAGAUGAGAUUACCUCAGAGAGAGAAAUCCUCAGCAAAGAAAAAGGUGAUGGAAAAGUGGACGGAGCAUCAGAUGUCAUUCUCUUCAAGAUUGAUGUGCCUGCCAACCGCUACGACCUGUUGUGUCUGGAGGGACUGGUUCGUGGGCUGCAAGUAUUUAAAGAGAGGAUCGAUGCCCCUAGAUAUAAAAGGAUUACACCUGCCGACAGUCAGCUCCAAAGGCUGUUCAUCACAGAGGAGACAGCCGCAGUGCGCCCCUUUGCAGUGGCCGCUGUGCUCCGGAACAUAACAUUCACCAAGGAGCGAUAUGAAAACUUCAUUGAUCUGCAAGAGAAACUCCACCAGAACAUAUGCAGGCGGAGAGCACUGGUGGCAAUUGGAACCCAUGAUCUAGACACCAUCACAGGACCAUUUAUUUACACUGCAAAACCUCCCUCCAGUAUCAAAUUCAGACCACUGAACCAAAGCAAAGAGUACACUGCACCAGAGCUGAUGGAGCUCUACAGGACUGACAGCCACCUGAAACAUUUCCUGCACAUAAUUGAAGACAAACCAGUCUAUCCCGCGAUCUAUGACAGCAAUGGGGUGCUGCUUUCUAUGCCACCAAUCAUCAAUGGGGAUCACACAAAAAUCAGCUUGAAUACCCACAACGUAUUUAUAGAAUGCACAGCCACGGAUCUUACAAAGGCUAAAAUAGUUCUGGAUAUUAUGGUCACUAUGUUCAGUGAAUACUGCAGUCAGCCAUUCACCGUGGAGGCUGCUGAGGUUAUUUACCCAGAUGGAAAAAGUUACUUCUACCCGGAGCUGGCAUACAGGAAAGAAACGCUUGCUGCCCAGAAAAUCAACAGCAAAAUUGGGAUCAGGGAGACUCCAGACAAGUUGGCUAAACUACUUACACGGAUGUGUCUGAAAUCUCAAGUGUUGGAAGAUGGGGAGCAGCUGGAGGUUGAGAUCCCCCCUACACGAGCAGACAUUAUUCACGCCUGUGACAUUGUAGAGGAUGCAGCUGUCGCCUUUGGUUACAAUAACAUCCAGAUGACCAUCCCCAAAACGUACACCAUUGCUAACCAGUUGCCGCUCAAUAAGCUGACAGAAUUGCUGCGUCAGGACUUGGCCGCUGCCGGCUUCACCGAAGCUCUGACCUUCGCCUUGUGUUCAGUUGAUGAUAUUGCAGAUAAACUGGGGAUUCCUGUCUCCGCCACCAACGCUGCACACAUUGCAAAUCCCAAGACUGCAGAAUUUCAGGUGGCUCGCACGACCUUACUGCCCGGCUUAUUGAAAACGGUUGCAGCCAAUCGCAAAAUGCCUCUCCCUUUGAAACUGUUUGAAAUAUCUGAUGUGGUGACAAAGGACAACACUAAAGAUGUCGGAGCGCGGAAUCUUCGUCACCUGUGUGCAGUCUAUUACAACAAGAACCCGGGGUUUGAGGUCAUACACGGCCUGCUGGACCGCAUCAUGCAGCUGUUAGCAGUCAGUCCUGGCACCGAGAAAGGAUACCGGAUCAAAGCUGCGGAGGAUCCAGCUUUUUUCCCCGGCCGCUGUGCAGAAAUACUGGCUGAUGGCAAAACCAUAGGAAAACUGGGCGUCCUGCACCCUGAUGUCAUCACUAAAUUUGACUUGACUAUGCCUUGUUCAGCCCUGGAAAUAAAUGUGGAGCCAUUCUUGUGAUAAAGAA